ACAACCUAUUUGCAUAAAAUUUGCCACACAAAACCUCUAUUUGAAUAAAGCUCGGACUUUCUGCAUGCAUGUGGACACUCAUAUUGAUAGACAAAGCAGUAACCAAAACAGGAAAGGAAAAACUUUUAACCCAUAACAUGGUACGCUUCUUGUCAUUGAUUCGAACGGUGCUCACCAGAAAUUAACCGCUCCAGAGGUCACUUGAAAGCGGCCCGACACCAACCUUUCGAGGCGGGCCAGAGAGCCGUUGUUUGUCCGCUAACGAGAUCGAUUCCGCAGUUCAUUCCACCAUAAACAAACCGCAUUAAGGGGGUAAACGCCCCAGGGUUCGCUUCAACCGGACUGAACAAGGCUGGUGCAAACACAACCUGAAUGUGUUUACUGAAUCAAAUACACAGAAGGACUUGAAUUAAUGAACCAAACAUUCUCAGCAUCAAUGGAACAGGAAGACGUUACAACAACCCCAAACAAGGCUAGUAGGACUCGGAAUGUGGGAAGGGCUGUCAUGCCAUGUUGAUGUUUAGAACCAAGGUGUGGUACAUUAUUAGAGUGUGUGCUGGAUGCUGUAUAAUCAACCUUUUGACCACAGAUCAUUCAAACCUCUUUCUACGACAGUAGUCAGAAUCAAAUAAACAGACAACAGAAUGAAGAAGCUGGUUUACCUCGUCAUGCUGAUGGUCUGCUCAGCUCAGAAAAAUACUGAAGAUUUGUUUGAGAGUGCGUUCACCUUUCCUGAGGAGUCCAAGACCACUCAUGUGAGGAUCAUGCCUAAGUCCACACAGACCGUUAUCAACACAGUGACUGUGUGUCUGCGCUUCUUCACCCAUUUAACGAGAGAUUACUCUCUCUUCUCCCUCGCCCUCCCAGAACAAGCCAACAGCUUUCUUCUUUGGCGUGAGAAGGAUGGUGUUUACUCAGUAUAUGUGAAUGAUCAAGUGGUUUUCCCUGGUUUGAAAGGCGUGCUGAAUCAGUGGAACUCUCUCUGUGCCACCUGGGAGACCACCACAGGACUGGCCCAGGUGUGGCUGAACACCAAGUCCAGCCCCAGGAAGUCUGUCAGUCCUGGGUAUUCUAUCAGAGGGAUUCCCAGUAUCAUUCUGGGUCAGGAUCAGGACUCUUACGGUGGCGGUUUUGAAGCGGCACAGUCUUUUGUUGGCUCUAUGACUGAUGUCUACAUGUGGGACUCUGUUCUUUCUCCAAAGGAGAUCCAGUACUACAUGACUGGAAUUAUAGUGAGACCUGGGAAUGUGGUAGACUGGAGGCAGAUGGUGUUUACUGUAACUGGUGCUGUAGUUGAGGAGACCAGUGUUCUGGGGUUUGUUUACCAUUGCAAUUAAGAAAAGUCUUAAAGGUCAUGCUUUUUUAGGGAAUGUUUGAUUCAUACAUUCAUUCAAGACUUUUGUUUGCAUUUUAUACAGUAAACACAUUAUUUUCAGUUUUCGAAUGUGUCAAAUUAUUCUAAUCAGAGGGAGUCAGAUGGCUAAACGGUUAGGGAAUCGGACUAGUAAUCUGAAAGUUGCCAGAUCGAUUCCUGACCGCGGCAAAAAUGACAUUGUGUCCUUAGGCAAGGCACUUCACCCUACUUGCCUCGGGGGGAAUGUCCCUGUACUUACUGUAAGUCGCUCUGGAUAAGAGCGUCUGCUAAAUGACUAAAUGUAAAUGUCUAAAUGUAAUCAUUGACUUUGCUAUCAGCAUCAUCCUGCAACAGGCUUGUCUUUGCUACCAGCUUUACUUACUCCAAUAAAACUUGUGAACGUG
Messenger RNA from Hypomesus transpacificus, 1758 nucleotides. RefSeq names its product serum amyloid P-component-like. Lineage: Eukaryota; Metazoa; Chordata; Actinopteri; Osmeriformes; Osmeridae. Bases 645 to 1337 code for a protein of 230 amino acids. The transcript has 2 exons. The record is from RefSeq and is a predicted model, not a curated record.